AUAGUAGUAAGGUAGAGCAUUUCAGGUGAAUUUUAUAACCAUUUUUAUUAAUUGGUGAGUGAUAUUUACAGCAAAAAUGUUAAUAAAAUGCGUAUAAGCAAUGCAUUUCACACCUAUGAAUUGGUUUUCGUGUUUCUCAUCAAUUAUUUGAAAAUAAGUACUGCUUGGGGUAAAGGGAGAUAUUUCAGUGAUUACGAAUACCCUGAAAUUCAGUUACUCUUCAGUUCAAAAGAGGAAACUAAUGCAGAAAGAGAUAGCAAAACUGGAAACAUCAGAACAGUUCAAGAUAAUGCUGGAUUCUCUCCAGCAGUAGAUAGUGACGGAAAUUCCUUUCUAGAAGCAUCGGAACGACACAAAAUCCCAAAUGAGCAUAUGUUGAAACCAUGGAUGAGGAAGCCUUAUGCAGAAGAGAUCAAUCACGAGAAAAUAACCAACGAUAAAAAUAAGGAAAGGAAUUCUGAAGAAUAUAAGUUUAAAGAAGAAAAACACACCAUAAAAAGUAACCAAUUUAAGAAUACACCUAUUGGCGAUGUUGAAAAAAGACAAUUUUGGCUAAAUGAAGACAAAAACAGAAAAAUAUUAAGUAGCUACAUAAAUUCACGGAGGGAAUCUAAUAGUGAAUCGGGUAACAUAGUGCGUCCACGGAAAACAAAAUAUCAUAAAAGAGUAAAUUUUCUGAACCAUAACAGAAUCUCCCCUUUCAGAGGAGAUUCUAACAAGAGAUAUAAAAAUCAAGUAGUCAAAGCUUCGCAUGAAAAUGAUGCUGAUACACUAAAUGAUGAGAAAAGUGAUAACGGCAAUGACCUUGAAAUGAAACUAGGAACAAACCCAGCAUCGACUAAUCUUAAUGAAAAGAUUUUUAGCGGUUCUCGUGUUAUACCAGAAUACGAAGAAAAUGUUCAAGAAUAUGACGAACUCACGGGGAUGCUCAGUAAAAAUGAAGCUAUGGCUGCCAAAAACCUACUAUCGAAUCCUUCAGCGGCCGGUCAAACGAAAGAAGAAUUAACGGGUAGCACAAAACUAAAUUAUGAAACACCUGGUGUAGUGAAUGAACACAAUGAAGUAACGAAUGUUAAGAGCAUUGUUACAAAUCAGCCUAUCAAGUAUGAGUCUACUCAAGGCAAUAUCACUAAUGGAAAUCAAGGAGUCGUCAGUAAUGAAAUAACAUUCAUCAACCGGGUGCCAUCAUUACUUACAGAAACUAGCAGGCUCUACAUUGGAAUGCCACCCUCAACUAUUACAAAUCACCCACUUUCGUCAAUUCAAGAAACCAAUUCAAAACUAAAUGCCAGCCAAGCCAAUGGUAAUGGAAUGAUUGUAAGACAAUUCAAUAGAGUCGUGCAAGAAAAUCAUCCCCUCCUCGCUAAGCCUCCUGUCAAAAUUGCUGGCACCUUAAUGGAUAAGCACUCCGAGGACGAUAACGAAGUAAUUUUAGAAGAAAAAGAUAAUAAAAUGGUGAAGGUGGCACAAAUUAACACAAAAAUAAUAUCCUCUACAGACUUGAAUCCUGUUGGCGUGUCUGUAGGUUUGCAAAAUAAUGUACCAAGUAAUGCUCAAGUACAAGAAACAUCCAAGACCGUUCUUUUUAACGAAAAUUAUGAUCCUUCUCCAAAAAAAAAGCGCAAUAUAAAUGAAAAAAAGACAGCUAACGCUCGUGAAUUGUUGAAAGAAAAAUCGCCCACAAAUAUUUUAGAAAAUAAAUUGGCAGAAAAGAAGAGCGGUUUAGAAUCAAUAGAUUCUUUAAUUGACCUCGAUAACGAUGAAUCUUAUGAAACAAAAAAAAAUAAGUUUAUUAAACCCGGCUACUAUUCUCUGACUAAAAGUAAUACAGCUUUAGGAAUGGUAAAUAAUCUUAUGACAAAACUGAGACCCAGUCCAUUUGUGAAAAAGAAAAAAAUGCGUGAAGAGAAAUACAACGAAAGCUACAAAAGAAAUGUCCCAUUGACAUAUGAGGUAGGAGUUGAUUCUGGUUAUGAUUAUUAUAGGAGUAAAGAUGGACAACAGGGGGAUCCGAUACGCGCUUACUAUGAUUAUGAAAACGAUUAUGAUUUGGAUUACAAGGAUAGCGAUUAUCCUAGGGUGAGUCAUUUGAAUCACACUGCCCUAGCUGCUGAAAAAGAAUUAUAUGAUUAUGACGCAAAGAGUUUCUCUAACAAUUUUCCGAGAAACAAGAAUAAGUCGAAGAGAAACAAGUACAGAAAGGUGGAAGAAUCCUACGGGGACAUAUUCGCUCACCCAAUAUCUUUGGACGACCCGGAAUUGCAGAUAUUGAGAGAUGACGACGACGAAUUAGUCAAGCGGCGCAUGCACCAUAACAAUUUUGCGACGAGGCACAGGGAGAAGUCAGAAGGCAAGGAAUUCUCUCAAUUCCAGAAUGGUAAGACCGCGGAGGUGGAAUCCAUGCCACGGAGCCACUUAAAGAAAAAUAAAAUGGAACAAGGAUUACACGCUCGGCAUAAUAAAGUCCAGACUUCAAAGAAGCAAGCAAUGGGUGAUAACGAAGUAAGCGAUAAAAAAAAUCAUUAAAGUACUGUAAAGAAAACAUUUUAAGUAAUAUGUAAUAUAUCAUUAAAAUAAAAAAAAAAUAUUAAACACUAUAUUAAAGAAUAUUGAAAAAUAGAACAAUAAAA
Messenger RNA from Nezara viridula (southern green stink bug), 2630 nucleotides. Lineage: Eukaryota; Metazoa; Arthropoda; Insecta; Hemiptera; Pentatomidae. The record is from the annotation of a GenBank genome assembly.